AUGCCGCUGCCGUCUGCGCCACCUGGUGAUCCGGACCGGCUUGUACUGAACGUGGGCGGAGAGUACUUCGUGACCACAAGGGAAGCACUGUUCCGCGGCCAGCCGCGGCAAAUGCUCGGCUGCCUGUACAGCCAAGAUGUGGACGGCGGAUUGUGCCUCAAGGAGAAAGACCGCUACGGAGCGUACAUGCUCGACCGGUGCCCGACGUACGCCGCGCCGAUACUGGACUACCUCCAACACGGCAGGCUGCUGCUGAACGACAAAAUUUCGCAUCUGGGCGUAAUCGAAGAGGCGAAGUUCUUUGGACUCGACUCGCUGAUUCCGGAUAUCGAGCGUAUGAUGAAGGACCAAAAUUUAUCGGGGGCCGACCUGUCGUGGCUGGAGCUGCAGCACGUCGUCUUCAAGGGGGCCGACCUGAGCAUGUGCAACUUCGAAGGUGCCGAUCUCUCCCACUCCGACUUCGAGGCGACGCAGCUCUAUGGAGCUAAGAUGAUCAAGGCAAACCUGGAAGGCGCCGACUUCCGUUGUUGCAAGAUGGGGGACCCAAACGGCCCGGUCGAGAAGAACGCCAACCUCCAAUGGGCCAACUUGAAGGACGCCAACAUGGACGGAAGCGUGUUGUACGGCGUCAACUUCCGCAACGCGACGCUGACGAAUGCCAGCCUGCAGGACUGCGACCUGCGCUACGCCGCAAUGGGCUACGCUGACGUCAUGGUGCGUGCGUCCCUCUCCUGA
Molecule: messenger RNA, 735 nt
Organism: Dermacentor silvarum
Lineage: Eukaryota; Metazoa; Arthropoda; Arachnida; Ixodida; Ixodidae
Product: BTB/POZ domain-containing protein KCTD9-like
Exons: 6
Coding region: 1-735 (244 amino acids)
Biological process (GO): protein homooligomerization
Molecular function (GO): protein binding
Source: RefSeq, a predicted model, not a curated record